This is a messenger RNA of Schistocerca nitens (vagrant locust), 1773 nucleotides long. RefSeq names its product decapping and exoribonuclease protein-like. Gene Ontology annotation, molecular function: mRNA 5'-diphosphatase activity. The transcript is spliced from 6 exons. Gene Ontology annotation, cellular component: nucleus; cytosol. Gene Ontology annotation, biological process: nuclear-transcribed mRNA catabolic process; NAD-cap decapping. The record is from RefSeq and is a predicted model, not a curated record. Lineage: Eukaryota; Metazoa; Arthropoda; Insecta; Orthoptera; Acrididae. Bases 140 to 1231 code for a protein of 363 amino acids.
UGAGAUGGCCGGCUAACUGCAGUGAAGAGUUAUCUUUGCGUCGUCAGUGUUGUCGUCUGCCGACACUUCUGUGAGUGUUGUUUGUUUCUGUCGGUCGGGUAGACGCGGUAAACAGACAGACUUUUUGUGAGUUAGAAAAAUGUCGGCUAAGCUAAAUGUUCAUUUGCAAGAAGUUCCAAGGACCUUCCCCACUUUUCAAAGGCCUGAGGUAUUAGGUUACUACAGUCUCAACACAGAGCGUCAGUUUUGUGAUGACUUAUCAGAAUUAAAGUAUCUUGUUCCCCACCACAGACGGAAACGAAAACACAACCUUAAUUACAAGAUUGAAGAUAUUGUUAAGAAAGAUGAGGAUGUCAAUGAGAGACUGGACACGAUAUUGCAGUGGAUUCUCCGCAAUGCUCAUAAUUUGAAAGAUGACAGCGGAACUAGGUUACGCACAGAUUUUGUAUGCUUCCGUGGCCUUCUUACUAUGCUUAUUUGUACACCUUAUGAGACAAGAGAUGACUGGAUAAUAUGUGCAACAAAGUGGAAAGGUACAAUUUAUCUGUGUGCUUUUGAAACUGAAGAUGCAAAAAGACAGCGUUUGCAGGCCUCUGAACAUCAGAAGAAAUGUAUGGCUUGGGGCAGGAAAUUUGAGCAAUAUAUGGCAACAGCACGUCCUGGAGGCUGCCCAGAUAUAGAGCAGCCCAUUAAUGAGAAAGCAGAGUUUUGUGUGGCUUUCCAGUCAAAACUGAAAAAUCAUAGGCUUUUGUACUGUGCAGAAAUGGACUGUGUGAAAACAGAUACUGAGAUAAAAGACCUAAAAGAAUUACAGAAGACAGAAUUUGUGGAAAUAAAGACAAGCAGGAUCAUCACACAUCCAGGGCAAUACAGAAGUCUUAAAAGGUUCAAAUUCAUGAAGUGGUGGGCACAAAGCUUUCUGGUGAACAUAAAUUGUAUCAUUUGUGGAUUUCGUAAUGAUGAAGGUAUUGUAGAGGAAGUUCGAGAAUAUAUGGUUCCAGAGCUUGCCAAAACAUCGAAGGAUACAUGGAAUGCAGCAGCUGGUUUAAAUUUUUGUGAAACGUUUCUGGACUUUGUGAAAAAUACCAUAAAGGAGGAAUCCCUUGAAGUUGUGUGGAAGUUUGAUUGGGGUCCAAACAGAGAUGUCUGUGGAGUGAAGCUAACAGGCAUAACUGAUUUUUCCAUUCUUCCCCUAUGGUAUACAGACAACUUGAUCUUGUCUGCUUCAUAACACAAGGAGCUGUACACUGGUGAGACAGAAUGCAGUUUCCACAUUCAGAACAAAGGAUGUGUCAAUAUAUGUUGCUAUUAACUUCCUGGAACAUCUGCAAUAACAACAGUGCACACAAAAUAUAUUCAGCAUAGACAACACUGCAUAUUUUGAUGUGUGUGAAGGUCGCAUACUGGACUUACAGCAGUGGAUCACUUAGCGGUGCAAAUAUGAAUAGUACUUAAGUUUGCAGUCCAUUGUGAACAAGUCUACAUUGUUUAUUUUGUGGUUGGAAUUGACAUAUAUUUUGUAAAUAUUGACAGUAGGCUUUAACAUACAAUAUCUAAUGUAAUUCUAGUAGCUGUGGCAUUCUUUUUUGUUGCACUGCUCAAUAUGGCUAAUUGUUUUGGCAGUAUUUUAUCGGAUCUUUUGGUAAUUGUAUCAGAUCUUCUUUGACACACACAUCCGUUAUUGCGAUGUUAUUGUGUGUGGAGAUGGGAGUGAGCUCCCUUAAAUGCAUUAGAGUCAUGUAAUAAAACUGAGACUGAUCACAGAAAAGGUAA